Panonychus citri (citrus red mite) is the source of this 1620-nucleotide messenger RNA. RefSeq names its product pleiotropic regulator 1-like (gene Tango4). The coding region runs from base 168 to 1499 and encodes 443 amino acids. Lineage: Eukaryota; Metazoa; Arthropoda; Arachnida; Trombidiformes; Tetranychidae. The transcript is spliced from 2 exons. Gene Ontology annotation, biological process: mRNA splicing, via spliceosome. Gene Ontology annotation, molecular function: protein binding. Gene Ontology annotation, cellular component: catalytic step 2 spliceosome; precatalytic spliceosome; Prp19 complex. The record is from RefSeq and is a predicted model, not a curated record.
UGUUCUUCAAAUGGAAUCACAAUAAAAAUAAGAGAAUUGAAAAUUCCGCUUGAAACAUAUGAUCUCUUUCUUUGAGAAAGAAAGAGUGAGAAAAACGAGGAAUUAGAAUUGACAAUUUGAGAAUAGAAUUUGUUUUUUUCUGUUAAUUGUGUUUUUCCUUCUUAAUUAUGGUUCCUCAGAGAUUAAUUUUUCGAUCUAUUAAAAGAAGUCAUGAUCUUUUCGUCAAUGAUCAGGGUUGUGUUCCAGCUGAAGAUCCUCAAGCUGAUAAAAUAAGUAAAUCUAUCAGAGCGGUUGACCAAUAUGGACCCAUCAUUGAUUUGGUUGAUUUAAAGACUCCAAACAAAUUAAAAGAUUUCUCUUCACCUUCUAAAUCUUCAAUUAUCAAUUCAUCACAUUCUCAAUCACUGGUUCUUCAUAGUAAACAAAAUGAAUCACCGAUCAUGGAUCAGAAUAAUCAAAAAUCGGUUGUCUUAUCUUCUGGUGGUGUUAUUAUCCCUCGUAAGGCACCGGUUAUGCCGAAACCUCAAUGGCAUGCACCAUGGAAAUUAGCUCGGGUUAUUAGUGGUCACACGGGAUGGGUUAGGUGUUUAGCAAUUGAUCCGGCAAAUGAAUGGUUUGCUUCUGGUUCAACUGAUAGAUUGAUCAAAAUUUGGGAUUUAGCCAAAGGAACACUUAAGUUAACACUUACCGGUCAUAUUUCACCAGUUCGCGGGUUGGCCAUCAGUUCACGACAACCUUACCUUUUCUCAUGUGGUGAGGAUAAAAUGGUUAAAUGUUGGGAUCUCGAAUAUAAUAAAGUAAUCCGACAUUAUCAUGGACAUUUAAGUGCCGUUUAUGCAAUUGCUUUACAUCCUGAUAUUGAUAUUCUGGUAACUGGAGGUCGAGAUAAAGUUGGCCGUCUCUGGGAUAUGAGGACUAAAGCUCAAAUUCAUUCAUUAAGUGGCCAUGAUGAUACAAUUGCUUCAAUUCAAUCUCAAACAGCUGAUCCUCAGGUAAUCACAGGAUCUCAUGAUAGUACAAUCAGAUUAUGGGACAUUGUUGCCGGUAAAACAAUGGUCACUUUAACUCACCAUAAGAAAAGUGUUCGUGCUCUUCAAUUUCAUCCAACAUAUAACAUGUUUGUCUCUGGUGCUCCCGAUAAUAUUAAACAAUGGCUUUGCCCUGAAGGACAAUUUAGCCAAAAUUUAAGUGGACACAAUAGUGUUAAUUGUUUAGCAGUAAAUGAAGAUGAUGUUCUAGUUUCGGGAGGUAAUGAUGGUUCCCUUUUCUUCUGGGAUUGGAAGACUGGUUAUAAUUUCCAGAAGAUUAAAUCAAUUCCUCAACCUGGUUCCAUGGAAUCGGACAAUGCCCUGUUCGCAUGUACCUUUGACAAGAGCGGCUCUCGAUUCAUUACCGGCGAAUGUGAUAAAACCAUCAAAAUGUACAAAGUGGACGAAGAAGCGACCGAAGAAACUUUCCCGAUCAACUGGAGACCCGGAAUUUUCCGGCGAACCUUGUAAACUAAUAUUUUUUUAAUUCUCUGCUUUUGAUUGUGAUUUUUUUUGUUCAUUACUCGAAACAAAAAAAAAGAUUCAAUUUCAAAUAAUUUCAUUUAAUAAAUUUUAAAUAAUGAUCAAAAAA